AUGCUGCGUGUCUUAGCCUGGCUGGCGAGGGUGCAAGGCUAUGAUUGGCAGAACUGGUUCAACGGAAGCUUUCCUACUGCGGAAGUGAGUGCUGGCAACUUCAGCCUCUACUCCCAUGGUGUGAACAACGCGGUGGCUGUGAAGUGGGCGGCCGCCUGGAGUGAUGUCUAUGGCCCUCCGGCGCUGGCCGAGGCAUCUCUGCAUGCCUGGCAGCAGCUGCAGCGGUUUCAUGGUCUGCCCAGUGGGGCCUUUGGCGCCGACGAACAUUUGGCAGGUCGAGAACUUCAUCGUGGCACCGAGCUCUGUGUGGUGGUGGAAUCCAUGCGGAGCCUCGAAGAGACCUAUGCCGCCCUGCCGGACAGGCCCGAGCUGGUCGACGCCCUGGAGGCCUUGGCCUUCAACGCGCUGCCCGCGGCCGUGAGUGGCGACCACUGGAGCCAUCAGUACUUGACCCAAAACAACGCCAUUUUUGCUGGCAUUGAAUCCGCGAGCGCCAGCGAGGGCGCUGAGGGCGAAGCGAGCCCCCUCUCAGAGGUCUUUGGCAAUGUAGGCUUAGACGCCACAAUGUACGGCAUCUCGCCGAACUUCCCCUGCUGCACGGUGAAUUUCGCCCAGGGCUGGGGCAAAUUUGUUGCCUUGGGCCUUUGGCUCUUCGAUCCCGGUACUCCACGUGAAAUGCCCUUAUUGCUCUCAGCGGCUUUGGCACCGUCCACCGUCAAGCUGCCAAUGCUGGAGGUGGAGUUGGAAACGAUCUACCCCUUCAACCCCGAGGCCUCGCUUCGCUACGUGGUCCGAAAGGCCUCCACACCGUUCCAGCUGCUGGUCCGGGUGCCGUGCUGGGCGGAGUUGUCUCGCUCCGAGGUCCGUGGCCCACAGGGCGCGUGGAAGGUCCCAACAGACGUCUCCCCACGCCCUUCAGUCUUCACCUUCUUAGUGGAGAAGCCGGACGUUUGGGAGGUCCGCUUUGCGGCUCGCUGGCAGCUGGUUCUUGAUCCGCAGGGCAGUGCCGGCCACUUCUCGCUAGGUCCUCUGAUCUUCGUGAAGCCCCUGGCGCAUCAAGCUGUUCCAGUGCCCCUGGAUGAUGGGCCAUAUGGGCCUGGUCCAAAUCCGCCUCCAGCUGUGAGGGACGAGAUGUUGCUGCCCACGGAAGAUUGGGCCUGGGUCUACUUCCUGAACGAGUCCUGGGAAGAAGGCCUCGAGUCCCAGAUGCUCGAGUCCGUGGCCCACUUCGACCGUUGCCCCAGCGCCUUUGUGCCCGGCGCUCUGUGGCGCUCCUGGGCGAAGACGCCAAGUCCUGGUGUCCAAGUGCCGCCACAACCAGAGGUACCAGACUUUGGCCCCAUCACGCGGUUGGAACUGCAGCCCAUGGGAUGCACAAAGUUGCGCAUGACGCAGCUGCCCAUUCGCUGGCACCGUGGUCGUGGGGCGAACGAAAAAGGGGGCGAACGACUGCCGUGGUGA
Messenger RNA from Durusdinium trenchii, 1461 nucleotides. Lineage: Eukaryota; Dinophyceae; Suessiales; Symbiodiniaceae. The record is from the annotation of a GenBank genome assembly.